Lolium rigidum is the source of this 1523-nucleotide messenger RNA. RefSeq lists its product as uncharacterized. The record is from RefSeq and is a predicted model, not a curated record. NCBI's taxonomy places the organism in Eukaryota, Viridiplantae, Streptophyta, Magnoliopsida, Poales, Poaceae. The transcript is spliced from 11 exons. The coding region runs from base 33 to 1523 and encodes 496 amino acids. Gene Ontology annotation, cellular component: nucleus. Gene Ontology annotation, biological process: DNA recombination; DNA replication; DNA repair. Gene Ontology annotation, molecular function: DNA binding.
GCUGCUGUGUUCCGCUUCCCGCGCCACCCAAGAUGGCGUUCAACCUCCUUUCUGAGAUCCAUAGUGAUAGCAACCAGUGGACAAUCCGUGUUCUUGUUUCUCGCAUGUGGCAUUAUCGUGGAGGGACUGAUGUAGGUGCUAUUCAGCACACUGAUCUGGUUCUGCUUGACAUAGAGGGAAACCAUAUGUACGGCCAGCUCCCUCCAGCCACGUCGGAACGGCUAAAGGAUGUGCUGGAGGAAGGAAAGGUCUUUGUUAUAAGGAAAUUCAUGUGUGCUCAGCCAAAGACGGCCUUCAGGCCCGUCGAGAGCCCAUUUAUGGUUCAGUUCACAAGGUAUACCACAGUUGAAGAGGUGCCGGGCUUGGCAGAUACCUACCCAUUCUGCACAUACACCAUAACUGCGUUUUCGGAUAUCCCAGAUCCAAUUGGCCGUCCUGCGCGCUUCAUUGAUGUCAUUGGAAAGAUCGACAUGGUUUCUGACAUAGUCCCUAUUCAGUCGAUGUACCAAACAACUGCUUCUAACACCAGGACUAUUAUAUUGAAGGACAUCAUGGGCAAGGAGCUUAGGCUUGUUCUCUGGGGUGAUCGUGGGCUCGAGUUUGAUGCGGAAGCAGUUCGUGCCAUGGGUGAGAAAGAGCCUGUCAUUGCUAUCUUUGUGGGAACACUAUCAAAGACUUCUCAUGGUGUCAAAAGCUUAAGCGGUGGUUCUGCCUGUCACUGGUACAUUGAUGAGGACAUACCUGAUAUUAAUAUGUUCCAUGAAAGGCUUGGACUGCAGUUUGUUCCUUUGGCUGCCUAUGUUCCUAUAGGGCCAGGUGCCAUCAUACCUCGUGUGUUCGAGGCUCCUAUUGAGAAGACCACAGAAGCGCUAAACGAUGCUGAUCCAUUCGUUGAUAUGGAGAAAAAAUUCAUCUGCAUUGUCACUGUUGAUAGGCUUGGUCCUGACCAGCGUUGGUGGUUUGCUUCGUGUUCCGUCUGCCGUAAAUCUGCUAGGCAUGACGGAUAUCAGUUCCAGUGCUCUGGCAAAGACUGCACUUCUGUUGAUGCUGGCUUAGCGUACUGUAUAUCUUUCUUUGCGGCUGAUGCCACAGGUGAAACUGAGUUUGUGAUGUUUGAGAAGGUUGCGGCAGGAGCGGUUGGCAAGCAGCUACUACCCUUGAUGCGGCAGAGAUACCCAGGCCAUACCACAGUUGGUCAGCUAGCACAAGUUGCUAUGCGCGAUACAACAAUAUUAGAACUGCCGGUGGGCUCCCGCAUCCACAACGUCUUCCAUGUGAGCUUGUUGAAGGCCCACAAGGGAGAUCCUCCGGCCGAGGCGCCGACACUUCAUCCUCAUGAUGAUGGUCGCGUGCUCCCGGGUCCUGAGAGGGUGUUGAAGGCGCAACAGCGUCGGGGCGCUUGGCAUGUACUGGUGCAGUGGCUUGGACUGCCCACGGAGGAUGCUACAUGGGAGAAGCUCGAUGAGUUCCAGCAGCACUUUCCUGAUGUUCAGCUCGAGGACGAGCUGAGAAGUGCUGGUUAA